Messenger RNA from Cyanistes caeruleus (blue tit), 2997 nucleotides. The record is from RefSeq and is a predicted model, not a curated record. Lineage: Eukaryota; Metazoa; Chordata; Aves; Passeriformes; Paridae.
UUCUUGGUUGUGAGGAUGGUGAGGCCUUGGCACAGGUUCUCCAGUGAGGCUGUAGUUGCUGCAUCCCUGUGAGUGUUCAAGGACAGGCCAGGUUGGACCAAGGCUUGGAGCAACCUGGGAUAGUGGAAGGUGUCCCUGCCCAUAGCAGGGUGGACCUGCAUGGUCUUUAGGGUCCCUCCCAACCCAAACCAUUCUGUGGUGAAAAGAAGGUUACAAAUGGACACAGGUCUGUAGGAAACCCCCUCACUAGUUUUACCACUCACAACACAACCUCUCAGCUUGCCAGUGCAUCUGCUCAGUCAGAAAACCAGCACUUUGUCUGGAGCCCAUAAAUACUGGAAUUAAAUAACCAUUGAGGCUUACGGUGGACCAGCUCCACAUCAUUAGUCCCACACCACAGUCCUCAUGUGUGAGGAUACAGAUUUGGUGUUUGAAGGAGCCUGUGGUGGAUGGAGGGUGUGGGAGCACAGGAAGCCCACACCAAGGUGUGUGAUAACGCCUGUCUUUCCUCAUACAUUGUCCAACUCAGUGAAUAAGAACAUUAAAUUUUGGCCUUUUUUUCCACAAAAUGCUACUGCACUGAAAAUGGGAACGUGAACAGAGUGCUACCAAGUGCAGAGAGCAUCUCACAUGGAUUUUGUGAGGUGGAUGUGACCCUCUCUGUCCCUGGAGUACAUGGUGAGUGUCACCAUAGGUGACUGUGCAGUAGACAAACUCCGAAUGUCACGUACUGAUGUCAUUGCAGUACAAAAAGUGCAAGUGAAUUCUAAUUUAGAAGCCAAAAUGGAGGUCUUAAUGCCUGAACCUCAGAUUUAUGUGGAAAGAACUCUGGCUAUCAUCAAACCAGACAUCAUUGAUAAAGAAGAAGAAAUAGAGGAUCUCAUUCUCCGAUCAGGAUUCCACAUCAUUCAGAAAAGGAAGCUCCAAUUAAGCCCUGAGCAAUGUAGCAACUUCUACGCAGAACAAUUUGGAAAAGUGUUUUUUCCUAAUUUAACAGCCUAUAUGAGUUCUGGUCCUAUAGUUGCUAUGGUACUUGCUAGAAAUUGUGCAGUCUCAUACUGGAAGGAAUUGCUUGGACCAAGCAACAGCCUAAGAGCUAGGAUAACUCACCCUCACAGCUUAAGAGCACUCUAUGGGACUGAUGAGCUGAGGAAUGGACUCCAUGGCAGUCUCAACACCUCCUCAGCAGAGAAAGAAAUUCGAUUCAUAUUUCCAGAAGCAAUCUUGGAGCCAGUUCCCACUGGACAAAGAGCUCGGGAUUACCUGAACCUGUAUGUGAAGCCCACGCUGCUGGCAGGACUCACUGCCCUGUGCAAAGAGAAGCCAGCAGACCCCAUGAUUUGGCUUGCUGACUGGCUGGUUGAACACAAUCCUAAUAAACCUAAACUACAAUAUCACAUCUCUCAGUAAGAGCAUCGGCAGUGAGAGCUUGGUGGAAACCAUCUCACACAUUCCAAGUUACAGCUGUGUAUUGUCAUUUUUGGUGUGUCCUUUGACUAUAUAACCAAUACUAUCUAAAGUAAAUGCAUUUGUCUUAACUACUUGUGUCCUCAUAGGAUAAAUAACCUUACACUUAACCAGGAUGUAGUGGUUCUAGUACCUCCUCUACUGACAAAGUGAAUGUACAAUUACACAAUAAAUUUAUGGCAUUGGGUGAUAAGAAAAAAAAAAAGAAUAUUCUGAGUGGGUGUGACUUAUUGCUCUUGUCCAUGUUUUUCUUGGUUUGGCUCUGUAAACAAAAUCAUUUGCAGCAGUGUGGAUUAUCAAAUUAAAUCCCCCUGGCCUGUGCUUUGUGAAGCCAAGGGUUGUGUUCCAGUUUUUUAGCAUAAACUCUAAAUGAAGGGAGGUACUUGGAUAUAAUGUAGAAAACAAUUACUGGAGGCAUAUUAGCAACUUUGGAAUUUUAAUUGCUAAUUAAAUCACCCAGCUAAGGUUGUUCUUGAAGAUGAUUCACUUAAGUCUGAUGUAUUUUGUCAGAAUAUAAUUUGAAGGACUCAUUUGAAGGUACAUUCAAUACCUUUAAUACCUCAAUACUCAAAUACCUUUCCCAUCUUGGUGGCAAAAAGCUCAGUGACUAUAAAUAACAUGAAGAUGUAUUUUAGUCAAGGACUAAGGUUGUCUUCCAACAUAUGUUUGCAAUAAAGGUGCUUAGUUGGAACAGCUCACCUUAAGAGUGUUUCUGUGUUCUUCUGCUCUUAAAGGUAUGCAAAUUUCUGUCAUUUUUCUCAAACUUUCAUGUGUUCUGUUGAAGAAUUUCACAAGAGUGCUCUUCCACAGGCAAUGGGUUAAUCCUACGCUAUUGCCUUUUAUGAAGUAACUAAAUUCUUUUUGGGGAUGUGGGGCUUUUUAAUUUUCUUCAAAGAGCUGUACUUGUUAACUUCAAGCUUUGUAUCUUACGGAUUGACUAGUUAUAAUGAAGAAAACAGUAAUUUUCAUAAUUCUAAAAUAAGAGUAUGCUUGACUAAUACUAAACAAACAAGCAAUUUCAUAAUUUGUUUCAUGAAAAAACUUGCUUCCCCAAUUUGAGUAAUUAUGAGAAACAGAAGUAAUUUGUCUGUAACAUCAAACUUUAAGUGAAUUGUUUAUCCUCUCAGUGGAACACUAUUGCCAGCGCAGAUAAUAAACAUCUGGGAACAGGUCCCUAUAGUACCAAGACCUAAAAAUCUUGUGACUGCUAGGAUAAGGAAAAAAAUAGAGCCCAAACCCUCAAAUAAUGAAGAAUAAAAGUAUGAAAUGCUUAGAAAUACAGAUCUGUUUACAACCAUUUUUUUUUUGCCUAUAUUAUCCCCGUAUGUGUCUGAUUGCUCCAAUUAUAGGAGAGUUGUGCUUUGUGGUUUCCUGUCAGCCAAAUAAAAAAAAUCCCUUUCUGAAGAUGCCAGAAACUGAAAUCUGUUGAAUUCACAAGGUAUUCCCCUGUAUUUUGUUGGUUACUAUGACAUUUUCCUGCUUAUUUUGAUGCUCUACUGUUUGACAAUAAAUACAUCCUUUAUGUUCCUA